AUGGCUGGCGCGGUGAUUGAAAAUCUGAGCAAUCAGAAACUGACAUACAUUCUUUCAUCCUUAUUUGUCUUGCUUAUUGGUUUCUUCCUCUUAGGUGCCUUAUGCGCUCCACAGCCGUCUUCUUCUAUGAAGUUUGACAUGUCAGCAUGCAAUGAUUCAAAAAUGGGAAAAAAUCAAAACGAAUGGUUUUACAUACGGCCUUCGGUUAGUGAGUCUAUCUCAAUUUUUCCUUUGUUGCAUUAUGAGUAUUCUAUUUCCUGUAAAAUGAGGGGAUGUAGGCACAUUGAAGAUUUGAAAAAAGCUCGCGAUGCCAGGGAGAUUGUGUUUGUCGCUCAAAUGCCACAUCCGCGUGUUGGAGUUCAGUUGGAGUACUCUCGGUGGUUUCAGUUUUUGUUAGGACUUCUAGAUAUUCGUACUGUUUACGCCUCAGAUUCUCGAAUGCCAGAUGAAAUUAUUAUUCUUCUGGAGGUACGUCUUGGUUAUCGAACGCACAGUGAUCCUGAAGAAACGUGGCACGAGCUUGCUACAGCAAAUACAACAAGAACGUUACGCUGUAAAUCUCCUGCUCUCAAAGAAGAAGGAGAUAUUUACGACUGCGAUACGCUAGACCUGUUCGAAUUAGGUUCAAACCCUUAUCCGUUUUACUUACUUAACAUUCGUCUUCCUGUUGACCGAGAAGCUUGUAUGCGUAGUCCAGACCCCUCAAAGGUGCCGAACUGUGCUCUGGCAAUGAUUGACCUUAUUACUUUAAUAGAGAUACAUCAGAAUGGUGGUUUCACAGCUAUUUGGCUAGGGCUAAAAACCGUUAUAUUCCCUCUGGUCUUUGUUAUGCUUGUUUGGUACUGGAAACGCAUUUCGGGUUUACCUCGUUAUCCCUACUUAGUGGAGAAGGCGAUUUUCGUUCUUGGACUUAGCUUGGCGAUUUUAGAUUUUCCCAUGGAGUGGCUUUCUUUAUGGUUCAAAAUACCUUUCCUUUUAUUUGUUACCGAUGUAAAACAAGGCUUUUUCUACGCGGUACUAUUUAGUUUCUGGUUAGUUUUUGCUGGCGAACAUCUCAUCGAUGAUACUUCAAGAAACAACUUGGCUUCUUACUGGAAAAACUUAUCAUCAGUUUUGGUUGCUUCACUCUGUUUUCUUGUUUAUGAUAUAGCGGAAAGAGGUAUGCAGUUGUCGGAUCCAUUUUUCAACAUUUGGUCCUCUGAAAGGGGAACGAAACUUGCAUACACUAUGAUCUACACCGCAUCUGUUGCGACGGUUGCUUAUUUCUGCUUCUUGUUCUACAAGGUCGUUCUUGUAUGGAUGACUGUUAGGCGGAAGAGAGAAGCUCAACUGUACCGAACAAGUGAGACUCGUAGGAUAAAGGUUGAAGCUGUUAUUUAUCGAUUUAAGUUUAUGAUGUGUUUUACACUGGUUUGUGCAGCAUUUACUGUUACUUCUUAUCUUUUGAAGCAGCAUGGAGAGGGUCAGAUGCACGGUGACGAAUAUUCUGAAAGUCCGCUGACCAAUUCUACUUCGGCGUUCUUUACCGGUACUUUCGGUAUGUGGAAUAUCUAUGUACUUUUACUUUUGUCGUUGUACGCUCCAUCACACAAGCAGUAUGUUACAAGUAUUGCUUUAACUGAUGAGGCAGAUGAUCUCAUUGGUAGCAGUGGACCAGAAUCUUCAGGCUCAGCUUUAGCUGCAUUUACAAAACUUGCUACGGAUUAA
This is a messenger RNA of Enterobius vermicularis (human pinworm), 1707 nucleotides long. Lineage: Eukaryota; Metazoa; Nematoda; Chromadorea; Rhabditida; Oxyuridae. The record is from the annotation of a GenBank genome assembly.